AUGGAUUCAUACAUGAAUUCUUCUUUUCAUUCUCCUCGCACUAUUUUACAAAAAUUCAUAAGCUUUACUCCAAAAAGCUCUAUAGAACGAGAAGGUACAGCAGUGUCUACAAAUUUUGACCAAUUAAAUGCUAGCACAAAAUCAGAAUUAUCUCCAUCUUCCCAAUAUGAAGAAUCCACGAUAUCAAGGCUUCAUUCCUCUUACAAGCAGCAUGACUAUUGAAUUGAAGAACAAAAAUUUAGGAAAUAUUUAUCGGAAAAACUUGCAAUGCAGCAAAAGCCAAAUAUUAAUAAAAAUUCAAAAACAUUGUAUGCGUCGAAACUGAAGCCAAUCUAUCAAAGGAUAAACGAUGUGAUUAAGCAAAGAGAAGUGAUGCUAAAUAAAAUGCAAGAAGAGAGCGAAAAUAAAAAGAAAGAACAGGAAGACAAAGAAUGUACUUUUAGACCGAAUAGCAGAAAUAACACCCCUAAAAGAAAUGAAAACAGAAUCAAUGAAUCUUUUAAUAGUCCAGGGAAGCUUGUUAAUAGGAAAGUUGAACCAAAAUUGACUGAAAACAAUAUAAACAAAUCAAAUAUAGUUCAAAAGCAGCCUGAUAAAUUAAAGCAAGAUAAUAGAUCAGAAACUCCUAAAAUAAUAAGAAAAACACACGAAAAUAUAAGUAUAGUAACCACAAAAACUGCUAAAAAGCUUCCUAAAACAAUAAAUAGAUCAAAAACACCUCAAACAUUCCGAACUUCACCAGAGAAGAAAAUGCAAACACACAGAUUAAAAGCCCAAGCUGGAUACUCGCCACAUCCCACUACACUUUCUUUUUCUGAAGAAUUUCAAUUUUAUUCCCCAUCAAAGUCUCAAUCUCCUUCCCCAAUAAAAUCCCGGCCAAAAUCUCCUUCUCCAACUCCCCCAGAAAAUAUAUUUUACAGUCUGCCUAAGUAUUUGAGCAAUUCUCCUUUACAUUCACAUGCUUAUAAAAUUGAAAUUUCUUCUCUGAGUGCUUUAAAAAGUCCAAAAUAA
This is a messenger RNA of Blepharisma stoltei, 1011 nucleotides long. The record is from the annotation of a GenBank genome assembly. NCBI's taxonomy places the organism in Eukaryota, Ciliophora, Heterotrichea, Heterotrichida, Blepharismidae.